AUGGAAAAUGAAGACUCCCUGGAUGAUAGCACGAGCAGUGAAGAAGACCCCCGUGAAGAGAAAGCAAAGUAUAACACAAACUCCGCAGAAUGUUGCUACAAUUUCUCAAGCGAAGUACUCAAGCUGAGUGUCAUUUCAUAUUACUUUUGGACAUCCUUCUGCUACAUAGCUGGAUCUAUAACAUUUAUAUGUGGCUACACAGCUUCGUCUUUGAGGAUACAUGAUCAGAUAGUGUGCGCAGCUUCGUCCAAUGUGUAUGUCUUUUCAACCUUAUGGUUACUUAUUGGGCUAAUUUCUGUGGUAACCUGUAUAUGUUACGCCAUGGCCUUGGGCGGAGAAGGUAAUCAAAUACAGGCGGCAAAAAACUCCCCUCUUUUUUUAAAUCUACUGGGGAUUCUGUGUAAAACCGUCCCCACCAUUGUCCGAGUAAUCCACAUUUUUAAUUUGUUUCAACUGUACGUAAUGACCAUCGAUGUUAUGAUUUUGCCAGAGUGUAAUUCUUUUGUUGUGAGAUUUGUUCUCUUCCUUGUUCAUAUUUUCUGGUGGACUAUCGUAAUUUUGGGAAUUGUCUCCAGGAGGAAGAUAUUUUUACCUCCUCAUUUGUACAAACCCAUAACAAACGACGUUGGAUAUAUUAUGCAUGUCAAUAAUAUGUUGCACUCUUUUGGUUUAUAA
Messenger RNA from Plasmodium knowlesi strain H, 675 nucleotides. RefSeq names its product conserved protein, unknown function. NCBI's taxonomy places the organism in Eukaryota, Apicomplexa, Aconoidasida, Haemosporida, Plasmodiidae. The record is from RefSeq and is a predicted model, not a curated record. The transcript has a single exon. The coding region runs from base 1 to 675 and encodes 224 amino acids.